GUGGGUUUAUGUGGUACUGCUAUAAAUAGUGGUUGUGUAGAAAAAAGCGAACACCGCUUACAUUCCCCUUUUUUUCUCAUCUGAGUUCAAACUUUCAAUCUCCGAAGCUGUUAUAUGGCAGCGGUCAGUUCGAAGGGGCGAGCGAUCAGCGGAAGCUUCGGGAAGAGACUCAUUAACCAGAUAUCAACCACGAAGCAUUGCGAUACUGGCCUGCUCCUGAUCUCGAGGCGAGCAUCGCACUCGAGUUCCGAUUAUGAUAAGGACGUCGAGGAGAACGCGAGCCCGGUCAUUGUGCCGGACCAUGUGAUUGGAACCCGACCGGAGAAGUACUGGGGCCCAGAUCCCACCACCGGCGUCUUCGGCCCCGACGAUCCGAAAGACGGUGAGGUCGCCUCAGUCUCAGGCCGCCCCAAGCCGCCGGAAUCCGGGAAUCGAGGCUCGUCGGCGCUGGACGAGACUGUCCGGUUCCGGCAACUGGAGCUUGAGGACCGCGAGCCGGAGGACCAAAAGUGAGCUCGGUACUGCUCCUGGUCCGCUCUCUUUUGAAUAUAAAUAAUAAAUAAAUAAACAACAGGACGUGAUGUGUAUGUACAAAAUAAGUACUACGUGUCUACCUGCCCAAAAUAAAUAGUACUACGUGUCCGUAUCGUGGUGUGAUUGGUAGUUGAUCCUUGGAUUGCCACCGUCCGUUUCGCGGCACUUGCCGCAUAGACCUAAAACCUAUGAUAUCUGCCGCGUGUUCUUUGUUUUUUUUAGGAAUUCUUUAUCUUUGUUUGUUCUUUGUUUUUUUAAAGAAUUCCUUAUCUUCGUA
This is a messenger RNA of Dendrobium catenatum, 811 nucleotides long. RefSeq names its product late embryogenesis abundant protein At5g17165. Bases 115 to 513 code for a protein of 132 amino acids. The record is from RefSeq and is a predicted model, not a curated record. Lineage: Eukaryota; Viridiplantae; Streptophyta; Magnoliopsida; Asparagales; Orchidaceae. The transcript has 2 exons.